This is a messenger RNA of Polistes canadensis, 3755 nucleotides long. RefSeq lists its product as uncharacterized. The transcript has 6 exons. The coding region runs from base 444 to 3590 and encodes 1048 amino acids. The record is from RefSeq and is a predicted model, not a curated record. Lineage: Eukaryota; Metazoa; Arthropoda; Insecta; Hymenoptera; Vespidae.
GAUUAAGGUUAAUUUUAUUGAAUUUUUAAUAGAUGAUAUUUGUCAUUAGUUGUACAUAGCAGUUAAUAUUAUCCAAUGAAAAUCCUUCGGACUGUGUUGGAAUCUUUGUUACAACAGGAAGUAUAUGUACCUAUUUUUGUAUCUUUCUCUUGAUCCAUUUUCUAUUGUUAACAUGCUGUUAUUGUUUACAAUAGUAACGGUAAAUAUUCAAACAGGCAAAAAAGCAAAUUUGUAAAAAAUACUCUCUUGUUAUCUCGUUAGAAUGAAAUUAACGAAAUAUAUUAAAAUGGUUAGUAGACAAAAAAAUAUUCGAAUCGUCUUAUAAGAAUGAAAUAUUAUUCAUAAAAAACUUGUUAUGUUUGUGUGAAGUUUUAAAAAAAUCGUGUAUUCAUUUAAAUAAUAUAAAAGAUAAAGGAAAAGAAAUAAAUAUAAUAUUUGUUAUAAUGAAUGUUUCGGAUUCUAAAUUUCAAGAUCUUUGUAAAAGAGAAUCUAAUAGCAAACAUAAUCUAUCAGCAGAAGAUGCUGUUGCCGAGAAUAAUGACAAAGAAAGAGAAAAUUAUUUAGAGUUAUCAGAUAUGAAUGAAAUUUCAUGUGAAUCGGAUGAAGAAGUGAAUUCUUAUUACACGACUAUGUGGGAUGUUUCUGAUGUUGAAACUCGUUCACCUUCUUUGAUCAAUUCACCACCACCAUAUAAUGGAGAAGUUCCUGGUAUGAUUGCUGAUACUUUAGAGAUAUUAGAGGAAAAUAAUAAUGAUCCAAAUAAUAAUUUAGACUUUAAUGAAAAUCAUGAAGAAUUUGCUGGUAAUAGAAAUGUCAAUGAAGUAACCGAGGAUCAAAUUGGUUAUUCAAGAGUAUUAAAAAGUCCAAUUCCAGGUUGUAGUAAAGAUAUUGGUAAUAUGGACAAUUUUAUAGAUAAUAACGCUUAUCAUAAAUUUCAUAAAGAUGCAGAAUUAAUAUCAGCUCUUUUGCCCGAAAUAGAGUUUAGAUUGAUAUUGCAAACACUUAAGAAAAAUCAGUACGCUAAAAAUUGCAAUGAGCUUACUCUGUGGGAUUUGUUGCCGCAUAACAGACCAAUGCCACAAAUAUUAUCAAAAAGAAAAUUAACAGAUGAUGUCUAUCAAAUUGAGUCUAAAAGAUAUUUAUCUAACGAACUCAAUGUUAUACCUAGUGAAGUGCAAACUAAUUUUAAAAUGACUGAAUCAUUGAAAGAAAAAAAAAACUUAAAUGUAGAAGAAUCCAUUAAUUGUAAGAUAGAGGAUAAAAAUAAUGUAAUUGAUGGCGAAAGUAAGUCAGUUACUUCUAUUAGUCAUAAUAAUCCAUUAAUACACCCAGCAAAGUUAAUAGUUCCUAAAUAUGUACCUUCGUUGCAAUCAGUAUGUACACCAUCUACUAACAGCGUUGUUUUAGCUCCUGCUAAAUUAACGUAUGUUAGCUCAUAUGAAAUAAAAGUUACAAAGCAAGAUAAAUCUUCACCACCUGGGAAGAAUUUAACAUCAACACAGUUUAUCAGUAAAAUAAAUGAUAAUGUAUCUCAAACAACUUUUAUUCCUAAUACAGAGGAAGCCAAAAGUUGCUUGUUAUCCAAGAGCGAAAGGCAUUUAAAUUCUUUAAAAAAUAUGGAUGAAGUUAACACGGAUACUUCUUCAAAUCAAGCUGUAUCUACUUUUUUUUUUCCUGUUGUGAAAGAUACAAUUAGUACUUCUGAACGACCUACAGAAUUUGUGUCUUCGAACGCUGAUUUAAAUUUACCAAGUACUAGUAAGGGAAUAAAGAAGGCUUUUGAAGUCGACGUGUCAACAAUGAAUACAUUUCCCCAAAAAUCAUUAAAUAUGUUAAUAACAGAAAAUACAUCUAAUCUGGAACUGAUGAAAACUGAAGAAUCAAGAUCUUACGAAUCUUCUUCAACAACAGAAGUACUAAAUAUAAUUGUAAAUGAAAAGGAAUCAAAGCUUUCUCCUGAAAUGAUCAAAAUUUAUUACAAACUUGUAACUAUAUUUUCUUCUGUGGAUCCUGAUUAUAUUGAAUCAAUAUGCAAGUCCAAUGAUAUUCAAAAAACCAACUUGGAUGAAUCCACAGUACUAAAUGAACUAAUUGAUCAUUUACUUGUCUUAGGAGAUAAGCAUCCACAUAUUGCUAUAAAAUCAGAAUCACCUGAGAUGAUAUGUGAUGUAAAUGAACAAUAUGAAAAUAUAUCAGGAAUAUUUCCAGAUGCGGAUCCAAUUUAUUUAAGAGAUAUCGUGGAAUCGUUAUAUGAUAAACCGGAGGAAUUGAAAAUAUUUGUACAAUCUAAACUCGAAACGCACGAUUAUCCUACACGAGAACAAUAUUUAGCGAAAAGAAAAAUAACUGAGCAACAAAAGCAAUAUACUACAGAUUUUAAAGUAGAGAAAUUUUUAGAGAUAUUUCCAAAUCCGUUCACUCAUUUCGAAGAUCCAAACAGAAAAUAUUCAUUUAGUCCAAUUGCACUUAAAUUUCUCGAAUAUUAUUAUAAUAAAUUAAAGACCAAUACUAUAUUGCGCGUAUAUAUAUGCGCAAAUCAUCAUUUGAGUUUAACAGCAAAAACAUUGGAUGUAAUGAAAUCUGAGAUGAAACUGAAACGUAAAAGUAUAUACUUGCCACCAGAAGACAUUCCUCUUUUACAAGAAUUCACAUUUAUACAACAUAGAUCGGAGAUAAAACAGUAUUUGUUGAAAUUACAAAACGAUGAAACUGAGGAAUUCCUGAGACUUAAGAAAAGUAAGAGUCUUCUGGAAUGCCAAUGUUGUUUCAACGACGAAUGUAUGCCAUCUAAAUGUUCUAGUUGUGAAAAUGGUCAUAUAUUUUGUAAUACCUGUAUUGUAAAAGGUACUGAACUAAAGUUAGCAGAAAGUGAGACACAUAUCUAUUGCUUUAUAAACUGUACAAGUGAGUUUAGUCUAUCGAUUCUUCAAAAGGUACUUCCUCCGACAACUUUUAGUAUACUACUUCAAAAAAGACAAGAAGCAGAAAUAAUGGCAGCUGGAUUAGAAGGUUUAAUAUCUUGUCCAUUUUGUCACUUUGCAUCUAUUCCACCACCAGAAGAUAAAGUUUUUAAAUGUUUUAAUCCUGAUUGUAUGAAAGAAUCUUGUAGAUUAUGUAAAGAACUAAAUCAUAUACCAUUAAAUUGUGACGAGGUUAAAUCUGAAAAUGCACAACAUUAUUUGGAAGAAAAAAUGACCGAAGCGCUUAUACAUAAAUGUUACAAGUGUAGUCGGCCUUUCUUUAAAGAAGAAGGAUGCAAUAAAAUGGUUUGCGUUUGCGGUGCAGAAAUGUGUUAUAUUUGUGAUAAGCCAGUCAAUGGUUACAAACAUUUUCGUGGCCAAGGUUCCACGGAAACAGAUCUAUGCCCACUAUGGAGCGACAAUCAUGUAAUAAAUGCAAAAGCUGUUUUACAAAUAGCAAAGGAAACUGAGAAGGAAAUAAAACAAAGAAAUCCUAACAUCCAAUUAGCUACAAAUUCUCUUCUACCAAAAUUACCCAGUAGAAGUAAAGGUCCACAUGAUGAUAUUCCUAAUGCUGAUGUUGUACCUGAACGUGCGCAUAGAAUCGCAAUUGGAAGAAUGAUCCCAUAAAAAUGAUCUGAUAAUUGAUUGCAUCUAUAAAAUUUGAAUAUUUACAAUUGAGAUAUUUUAAAGUAAUUUUAUACAUAUUAUUUUAUAUAUUUUAUACUUAUGCAGGUACUUUUGGUACAACCAAAGAUCCUUUAGUACAUAAACAAAGAUUCUUUAGUACAUAAA